Messenger RNA from Leptomonas pyrrhocoris, 2498 nucleotides. RefSeq lists its product as hypothetical. The transcript has a single exon. Lineage: Eukaryota; Euglenozoa; Kinetoplastea; Trypanosomatida; Trypanosomatidae. The record is from RefSeq and is a predicted model, not a curated record. The coding region runs from base 630 to 2498 and encodes 622 amino acids.
AGCGCUUCUCUCUCUAAAAGAGAGAAAAACACGCGACACAUUCCAACGUAAGAAACCCUUCAAGAAUAAUCACACGGACUUCCAAGCUUUCUUUUACUGAGGAGCAAAACACACACACACAAAAAGCCCUCGAUAGAUUAUGAUCUCGCUGUGCUGCUAGACGCACACAUCAUCGCACAUUCGCAUUCUUAGUGAAACACGACCAACUAUUGUUUUCUGCUGUAGACACCGUCGCUCAGCGUUCCACGCACGUACACACAACCACAAACGCACACACACACACACAUAGAAAGCUAUUUCAUAGGUGGGAAUACAAAACCUUUAUCAUAAAAGGUACGUGUGCUUGAUACAUUUGAAGCGUCUCGACUGACUCCUUCAUUCGCUUUCACCUUAUUGCUAUUUAUCCUCUCUUCUGAGAGAAACGGUAAAGCAUCAGAGUAGUGAGCUCUCCCUGCCUCAUCCCAUUCCAUAGAUAUUUCUCUUACUGCCUUUGUCUUUUCUUUUCUUUAUCUUUCCACACCCUCGCACGCCGCGUAGAAACUCCAGUGCUACAAUAAGAACGAAGUGAACGGCUUAACACACACACACACACUCGCAGAGACACACAAACGAACAACACACAAGGAAUAAUGAUCUCGUGUGACAACACGCAAGAGGAGCACAUCCGCGCGCCGAAGAGGGCGAAGGUGGACAGCCCUGUCAUCUCGCGCUGCACGGGUGACUGCACAAAGCCGUUCAACUACGACGGGCUUCGCCACAACUCCAUCUCCCUCACGCCGCCCUCGAAGGGAAAGGAAGAGGACAGCACUGCGGAUGAUGAGCACAAUCACAUCACCGCCGAGGACGUUUCUCCGGUGGCCACCGCCGCUUCCUCCAAGAGCCCCAGCCACGAGCAGCACGAAGAUAAGGAGGAGAGAGAAAACGACGACGACGGCAAGGGAAUGCUGGAGGUGCUGCGAGUGGCGCAUCCCGCACGUCCAAGUGCAACGGUGCAGCGUACCUCCACGCGUCUGUCUGGGUCGAACACCGCCAGCUCCGCAACCGCAACCACCACCGCUAUUUCGUGCGUUCCACUGCCGGUGUCGACAAACGGUGCGAUCACCACCCUUCGCAGCCUCAGUCAGCUGACCUUCCUGGUGAGCAGCGCCAACACCACUUCGGCGAAGGAGAGGACGCACCCCGACCUGCGACUAAAGCCCGGCGAAAGCGUCAUGCUGCUGCUCUUCUUUGAUGAGGCGUCGCUGCGACCUCUCAUCAACGCCGCGACCAGCGAGUUGUCGCAGAUGCGCGUUUUCACGCUGAACCUCUCGAAGCUACCACCGCAGGACUACGAGUUGAGCUCCGGCAAGCGCUUGGGCAUAGGCAGCGUUGUGCUUCACAGCACCGCCGCCCUUGGUGCAACGACAGCCGCAGACGGCCUGCGUAACAGUGCGACAGAGCAGGUGGUUGGCGCAGCGCACAGCAACGCUUCGCAGGUGACGCAGAAUGCGACGGGCAGCACCAAAAGCGAGGAUGAGGAUGAAGAGGAGGAGUUAGUGCCGGCGGUGCACCCCAUGGCGGUGUCCACGGCGGCGGCCGAGGCGAGUACGGCGGCGGAGCGGGAGCGUGCGCCGCGCUCGUCUGGUGUCGGGGCCGGUGGUGCGGCGACGCUGGACGAGGCGACGAGUGUGUCGUCACUUUCAAACGACCUCCACCACGCCAGCGACGUCGUCCGCGAGAAACUGCGUCAGAUGCUGUCGAUCGACGCCGUGCUCAACCCGCACAGUCUGAGCGGCGGCGGCAGCAGCAAGCGGGAACCUCUGCUGUUCCCGGCCAUGAUUGUGUGGCGCGCUGCUGGGGCUCCGCGGGAGGAGUACCCCCCUGCCCCGCCGCAGACGUACUCGUCGCAGCCCUCGCCGACGCCGGCGGAGCUCUUCUGUGACCGCAUGUCGACCCAGGGAGGCCCUCUGGUGGUCAAGGAGGCCACCAGCAUCGACCAGGUGCACUCCCUGACCCUCUUCCGCCCGGUGUACACGAUGGAGAAUCUCUUCCGCACACUGGUGCGUCUCGUGGCCCCGUCCUUCGCCACCAAGGCCCCUGGCGCGAAGUCGCGCACGGUGUUGUAUUGCGGUGCGUCCUGGUGCCCGCCGUGCAUGCGCUUUGUGCACGAGAUGCCUCACUUCAUUCGCGAGGACUUGCCCUCCAGUGUGGUGUGCACCGUGAAGGCGGACAUGGACCUGGCGAAGCCGAUCUACGAUUUCUUCAAGGUGCAGAUCAUCCCUACGUUUUUGGUGCUGGAUAAUGAGGUGCUCAUGCGGUGCUACGACAACCUGCAGCAGCGCGGAGUCGCAGAAGCUGGCUCGACGGGGGUGGCCACGUCGCAAUCGGACUACCUGCACAGCAUCCAAAACGCGUUCUCAAAGGCCGAACUCGCUCGUUUGCAGAACUCUAACCGCCAACUUGUUAGCACUUUUGUCUCCAAGCACAGUCAGAAGCUGAGCUUCGAUGAAGACUUCUAA